GACGAAAUGAGAAUACAACGGAGCACGGCUGGGCUCUGUGAGGCUGAAGAGACUCUUAUGAAGAUGAUCAGAUCGUCAUCAAGCCCUGCAGAAGCCUGAUAAUGCCCCGUUCAUUUGAACCAGUGUGUUGGAGAACCACUGAAAACAUACAGGGGAGGGAGUCCCCAGGACCGGGGUCUUGCUGUUGCGAGUAGACGGAAGUUCCGAGUCUGAAACGUGAAGUAGUGUUGUGACGUUCACGAACGAACUAGUUAUUUUGAACGGCUCGUUAACAUGAACGAUGGGAACCGAGUCGCAGCUGGGAACCGUUCUUUUUUUUCGAGUUACAUGGGGAGGACCGCUGCCCAGCUGUGCGGUGCUUAUUAGAUAUGCAAAUAGCAUCACGCCACCUUGUGCACGCUGCCUUCACAGCAUGGAUCUCCUUAAGAGUCUGGAAAUCUACAUCCCAGUGGAGGCGGAAGUGAAAAGCAUCCCCCUGAAGAGUUUACCAAGCUCGGUGCUCAGACGAAUGAGCCUCCCCCUGUUUGACGCUGAGGGCUCCAGGAAGGACAAAGAAUCUCCAGAGGGCAUAUGGAUUUGUCCAGCAGUCCUACGGAAGAAAGGGCAGAAAGCGGCCUCCCGCGGGGGGGACAGCGGGAUAGAAAACAUGUCGUCCCUGAUGAGCAGAGAGUUUCAGUCUGCGCUGGGUCCCCACCGAAUAUCUUUUGUCUCCUCCAACCGUGCAGCUUACGCAGUGCUGAAGGACACCUUACCUGGGAACAAGGUCUCUGCCCACACACCCCACAGCUCCCUGUUACCUACGGGCUCUGUGCCACGGACCUACCAAUAUGCUGUCAUCAUCUACCACGGGUGCAUUUACCUGUCCAUCAAGAAGCCCAGUGAAAGCAGGAGUCAACGAGAGAAACGUGAACCACAGCCCGCCUCCCAGUCUGCCGUUCCUUCAACAUCUGACAUGUCAACUAAAAGCAGGAAGAAGCAGCGCCACUCCCCCCAGGCUUCUCUCAAACCUGCAGACAAAGAGCUGCAAAGGAAGAGGUUGCGUGUCACUCUGCCCCAAAUCUCCCCAAAUCAGCCAAAGAAUCUUCUCACAGAAUCAGAUCAGGAGCUGCUAAAUGACAACAGUCCCAAGAAGAAACACACCGCAUGUAAAGAACCACUCAGUGAAAACAGAAAGGAUGUUACAUUCAAGGGAAGAGAUCUAUCCUCAUCCAAGACUGCACGUUCUGUCCCUCAGUCCACUGACGGUGAGCAUAACCUGCACAGCCAUUGUCAUAAGGAUGCUAGAGGAGAGGAGGCUGCAGAGGAAGCAGCAGGUCCAGAACCAGCUUGGUUUCAGCCCCAGAGGGAGUGGGAGGAGGUGGCCCCCAGUGACAGUGAGAUACAGCACCUGGGCAGUGAAGAAGCUGAGAGCACCAAUCAAAACAACGAUAUGGGCGGUAAUAUGAAAAUUGACAGUGGUGAACCUGACAACGUUGUUGGCGUUGUAGCGCAAAGUAGCAACCAGAGCUGGACCAGGAACGAGUCUGGGGGUGCAGCUCGUGUUCCCACAUCACUACAGCAGGAGGUUGACUUCAAUGAGCUGGCACAAGAGGAGAGGAUCGCUCUGACGAAGGCCAGACUCAGACAGAGGAGCGCGGCUCUCAACAGCCUGCACCCCUCUAAAUGAGGAGCUCAGUCACAGUGAACAACAAAAGUGAUGCUCAUCAAGUUCAUUAGAAAGCAUUCCAAAUUGGCUUCACGGUAAUGGUUGUCAUAGGAAUGUUACAUUACAUGUAAUGUAAAAUCUUUGCUCUGUCUUGGCCGCUUUCUUUCUAACCUACUUCUGUCUUUAUGUACAUGUCUUGGUGAUUUUAUCUAACAGUUGCUCAUCUGUUGUGUUUGUGACUCAACCAGGAGACUUUCAUGUCCAUCCAAACCUCUUCUGAUGUUAAAACAUGGUGGGGACUUCUGAAAGCGUAGCCGGCUGAUGUAGCUGCCCCUUUCAUUCCUACAUAUCCAGCCUGCCCAUGACUUUGUUUCACUGGAGUGCCUCAGUUUAAAGAUGUUACUGUAAAUGUGGUUGCAAUAAAGAAAUUAGUGUAAA
Molecule: messenger RNA, 2083 nt
Organism: Chelmon rostratus (copperband butterflyfish)
Lineage: Eukaryota; Metazoa; Chordata; Actinopteri; Chaetodontiformes; Chaetodontidae
Exons: 5
Coding region: 281-1666 (461 amino acids)
Source: RefSeq, a predicted model, not a curated record